Closterium sp. Naga37s-1 is the source of this 948-nucleotide messenger RNA. The record is from the annotation of a GenBank genome assembly. Lineage: Eukaryota; Viridiplantae; Streptophyta; Zygnematophyceae; Desmidiales; Closteriaceae.
AUGGGGGUGGACUAUUCGGUCCCUUCGCCAAAACUUCCGCCGCGAAAGACGCGGCAGCAGUCGAAUCCCGGCCACAUUUCCCCCUGCUCGCCUUCGUCGCCCGACUCGCGGUUGCUUCGCAAGGACCCGCACCACGAAGAGAGCCGCGAGGAGCGCCGCGAGGAGCGGCGUCGUCUGCGCAAGGUCUCGCAAUCGGAGCGCCCCGAAAGGCCGAGCCGCCACUACAACAGCUCCUCGUCGCAGCUCGAGCCGCGUCAGCAGCAGCGGAGCAUUUUAAAGUCGUCGCCCCCGCGAGAGUCGGCAUGGGAGGUAUGCGACGCGCUCAGUCACACGAGCGUCGCAGCUGCAAUGGCCGAGUCGCCGUCAUCCCCGCUAACAGCAGCCUCGCGACUCUGUAAAAGCAAGCGCAGCUCAAGCAAGUGUAACGUCGCUGCGGAAGCGGUGGUUGCGGGCCUUGAAGUCACCGCAGCGGCUGCCGCGGCGGCAGAUGCGGCGAGGGACGGGCAUUGGCUCGCAAGCGGGUUCGAGGAGCUUCAGAAUAAGCUCGAAGCGUUCUCAGUUACCACGCAGCAGCUGGCGGUCUCGCUGGAAGAAGCUCGGAAGGAGGCCCGCGAAUCGCGGGAAGCCAUGGAUGCGGCUCGGGCGGAGCGCGAUUUGCUGGUGGUUGAGAUGGAGGCCACGCUGGCAGCGUGGUCCACGUCGGACGCGGAAAAGGCGGAGGAGCUGGCGCGGGUAGAGGCAGAGAAGAUAAGGGUGGAGAUGGAAAAUGGGGAAUUGAAACCUCCUCCUACCUUCGCCCUCGGCAACCGUGCUUCACUCCCCUCCUCACGGAUCAAGCGGAGGAAUACAGCAGCAAUGGCAACAGCAGCUGUAGCUUUGCUGGAAGCAGUGCCGGCAGCAGUACCAGCACUCGCAGCCCUACUUCCGGGAAGUACAGGGGUGAGUUAA